Clonostachys rhizophaga is the source of this 810-nucleotide messenger RNA. The record is from the annotation of a GenBank genome assembly. Lineage: Eukaryota; Fungi; Ascomycota; Sordariomycetes; Hypocreales; Bionectriaceae.
AUGGCCGAGCUUAAGCCCUACCGCGGAGACUACUAUCUCUGGCUCUACCUUCCUUCAACUGUAGCCGGCGCUAUAUUCACCACUCUCUUCGUUCUCAGUACAGCAUUCGUGGCAUGGAGGAUGAUUAAGUCGCGAGCCUGGUUUUGCACCGUGUUCAUCAUAGGCGGUCUAUUGCAAGUUGUCGGCUACGCUGCUCGCUCCGUGGCUAGAAACAAGACGGACCAGCUCAUGCCCUACGCCAUCCAGAGCACUUUCACCCUCGUCUCGCCAGCUCUAUUCGCGGCAUCCGUCUACAUGAUCUUCGUUGCGGGUGAUGUGAUCUCUUUCGUUGUCCAAGCCAGCGGGGCCGGCAUUAUGGCCUCAGGAGGUACUAUGUCAACGGGCGAGAAUAUCAUCCUUGGUGGCCUUUUCGUGCAGAUUAUCGUCUUUGGAGUUUUUGUCAUCACAUCGGCCACUUUUCACGAGCGAUACAACUCGACUCAAGUAAAACAUGUCCUUUACGCGGCCAAUAAUCAGGAGUGGAUGAAGAUCAUGCAUAUGCUGUAUGUUGUGAGUGGACUUAUCAUGGUUCGAUCCAUAUUCCGAGGCGUGGAGUACAUUAUGGGGCACGAUAGCUACCUGCUCGCCAAUGAGUGGCCAUUGUACAUAUUUGACGCAGUUCUGAUGUUCUUUGUCGUCGUUUUAUUCGGCUGGAGAUUCCCUGGCUACCUCGCAAACGGCAACACAAAAAACACGCCGGAGCCGAGUCUUCUCCUAGCGAGCAGUACAAUAUGGAUAUACAAGACAACAAAUAACUCCAACUGUCCAUAG